Messenger RNA from Rangifer tarandus platyrhynchus (Svalbard reindeer), 3093 nucleotides. The record is from the annotation of a GenBank genome assembly. Lineage: Eukaryota; Metazoa; Chordata; Mammalia; Artiodactyla; Cervidae.
AUGGCAGAGCUGCCAGUGUCGGAGACGCCCAGGGACCCCACUCUGUGCAGUGGGCGCUUCACCAUCAGCACGUUGCUGGGGGGCGAAGAACCCCCCCCACCGGCCGCCUUUGACAGCAGCCACCCCAGCCACCUGACGCACGGCAACACCUUCUACAAUCGCACCUUUGGCUACAACACUAUUGAUGUGGUGCCCGCCUACGAGCACUAUGCCAACAGCGCCCUGCCUGGCGAGCCCCGGAAGGUCCGGCCCACACUGGCCGACCUGCACUCCUUCCUCAAGCAGGAAGGCAGCCACCUGCAUGCCCUCGCCUUUGACAGCCGGCCCAGCCAUGAGAUGACUGAUGGGCUGGUGGAGGAUGAGGCAGGUACCAAUGGCGAGAAGAACCCUGAGGAGCCUGUGCGCUUUGGCUGGGUCAAAGGGGUGAUGAUCCGCUGCAUGCUCAAUAUCUGGGGUGUGAUUCUCUACCUGCGGCUCCCCUGGAUUACCGCCCAGGCGGGCAUUGUCCUGACCUGGAUCAUCAUCCUGCUCUCGGUCACCGUGACCUCCAUCACGGGCCUCUCCAUCUCUGCCAUCUCCACCAACGGCAAGGUCAAGUCAGGUGGCACCUACUUCCUCAUCUCCCGGAGUCUCGGCCCAGAGCUCGGCGGCUCCAUCGGCCUCAUUUUUGCUUUCGCCAACGCCGUGGGCGUGGCCAUGCACACUGUGGGCUUCGCAGAGACUGUGCGGGACCUGCUCCAGGAGUAUGGCUCGCCCAUCGUGGACCCCACCAAUGACAUCCGCAUCAUCGGCGUGGUCACCGUCACUGUUCUGCUGGCCAUCUCCCUUGCUGGCAUGGAGUGGGAGUCCAAGGCCCAGGUGCUCUUCUUCCUCGUCAUCAUGGUCUCGUUUGCCAACUACCUGGUGGGGACGCUGAUCCCCCCAUCUGAGGAGAAGGCCUCCAAAGGCUUCUUCAGCUACCGAGCGGACAUUUUUGUCCAAAACUUGGUGCCUGAAUGGAGAGGCAUGGAUGGCAGCUUCUUCGGGAUGUUUUCCAUCUUCUUCCCCUCGGCCACAGGUAUCCUGGCAGGAGCCAACAUCUCUGGGGACCUCAAGGACCCUGCCGUAGCCAUCCCCAAGGGCACGCUCAUGGCCAUUUUCUGGACCACCGUCUCCUACCUGGCCAUCUCGGCCACCAUCGGCUCCUGUGUGGUUCGAGAUGCCUCCGGGGGGCUAAAUGACACGGUGACCCCCGGCUCAGGCGCCUGCGAGGGGCUGGCCUGUGGCUACGGCUGGAACUUCACCGAGUGCAGUCAGCGCCACAGCUGCCGCUACGGCCUCAUCAACUACUACCAGACUAUGAGCAUGGUAUCAGGCUUCGCGCCCCUGAUCACAGCCGGCAUCUUUGGGGCCACCCUCUCCUCUGCCCUGGCCUGUCUCGUCUCUGCCGCCAAAGUCUUCCAGUGCCUGUGCCUGGACCAGCUGUACCCGCUGAUCGGCUUCUUCGGCAAAGGCUACGGCAAGAACAAUGAGCCGGUGCGUGGCUACCUGCUGGCCUAUGCCAUCGCCGUGGCCUUCAUCAUCAUCGCUGAGCUCAACACCAUCGCCCCCAUCAUCUCCAACUUCUUCCUCUGCUCCUAUGCCCUCAUCAACUUCAGCUGCUUCCACGCCUCCAUCACCAACUCGCCCGGGUGGAGACCCUCGUUCCGAUACUACAGCAAGUGGGCAGCGCUGUUUGGGGCGAUCAUCUCCGUGGUCAUCAUGUUCCUGCUCACCUGGUGGGCAGCCCUCAUCGCCAUCGGUGUGGUCCUCUUCCUCCUGCUCUAUGUGAUCUACAAGAAGCCAGAGGUGAACUGGGGCUCCUCGGUACAGGCGGGCUCCUACAACCUGGCCCUGAGCUACUCUGUGGGUCUCAACGAGGUGGAGGACCACAUCAAGAACUACCGCCCCCAGUGCCUGGUGCUCACGGGGCCCCCCAACUUCCGCCCGGCCCUCGUGGACUUUGUGGGCACCUUCACCCGGAACCUCAGCCUGAUGAUCUGCGGCCACGUGCUCAUGGGCGCCCGCAAACAGAGGAUGCCUGAGCUCCGGCUCAUCGCCAGCGGGCACACCAAGUGGCUGAACAAGAGGAAGAUCAAGGCCUUCUACUCCGACGUCCUCGCCGAGGACCUCCGCAGUGGCGUCCAGGUUCUCAUGCAGGCUGCAGGUCUCGGGAGGAUGAAGCCCAACAUUCUGGUGGUCGGGUUCAAGAAGAACUGGCAGUCGGCUCACCCAGCCACGGUGGAGGACUACAUUGGCAUCCUGCACGACGCUUUUGAUUUCAACUACGGUGUAUGUGUCAUGAGGAUGCGGGAGGGCCUCAACAUCUCGGAGGUGAUGCAGGCACACAUUAACCCUGUGUUUGACCCAGCAGAGGACAGCAAGGAAGCCAGAGCCGGCGGGGCCCAGCUGUCUGUCUCUGGCACAGCGGACCCCGAGGCCUUGGUGCAGGAGGAGCAGGCCAGCACCGUCUUCCAGUCGGAGCAGGGCAAGAAGACCAUCGACAUCUACUGGCUGUUCGACGACGGAGGCCUCACCCUCCUCAUCCCCUAUCUCCUCGGCCGCAAGAAGAGAUGGAGCAAAUGCAGAAUCCGCGUGUUCGUGGGGGGCCAGAUCAACAGGAUGGACCAGGAGAGAAAGGCGAUCAUUUCUCUGCUGAGCAAGUUCCGGUUGGGAUUCCACGAAGUUCAUGUCCUUCCCGACAUCAACCAGAAGCCACGGGCCGAGCACAUCAAGCGCUUUGAGGACAUGAUUGCACCCUUCCGCCUGAAUGAUGGCUUCAAGGACGAGGCCACAGUCACUGAGAUGAGGCGUGACUGCCCCUGGAAGAUCUCAGAUGAGGAGAUUAACAAGAAUAGGAUCAAGUCCCUGCGGCAGGUGAGGCUGAACGAGAUUCUGCUGGAUUACUCACGGGACGCCGCUCUGGUUGUCAUCACCCUGCCCAUAGGGAGGAAGGGGAAGUGCCCGAGCUCACUCUACAUGGCCUGGCUGGAGACGCUGUCCCAGGACCUCAGACCUCCUGUCAUCCUGAUCCGAGGAAACCAGGAGAACGUGCUCACCUUUUACUGCCAGUAG